UGCGCCCAUCACGUGAACGACAGCAUUUCUUUCCACUCCCUUCACGUCACGUUUCAGCGUGCAGCGGCGGCUGUGGAUGUGGAGGCGGGGAGCGACUGUCCGUGGUGCUGAUGGGAGGACUGAUGCUCUCCGGCUCCGUGCAGCCGCUACUGCGCAUGUUGCAUGACAGUGGGCAGAGCGGAGAACAGAAUGGAAAACACAGACAGCGACUGGUCUGGAAGGCUCUGAUAACGAACACUUGCACAGUCAGCUUUACUGGGUCUAGUUUUCUGAGGAAUUGGCAGGUGCCAGCGCCAAACGGCUCAACUCACAGAAGAAUGGGCAUUAAGAAGCUCACCAUCUUCCUUCUGGUGCUCUCUCUUUGUCUAGAGGGAGGAUCUGCCAAAGAAAAGGGGACAAAGAAGGGAAAGAAAAAAGGAAAGCAGGUUUACUGUCCAUCACAGCUGUCAUCUGAGGAUUUGGCCAGAGUCCCUGCAAAUUCAACCAGUAACAUCUUGAACAGGUUACUGAUCAGCUAUGAUCCCAGAAUAAGGCCCAACUUCAAAGGAAUUCCUGUGGAAGACAGAGUGAACAUUUUCAUUAACAGUUUUGGCUCCAUCCAAGAAACGACCAUGGAUUACAGAGUCAACAUCUUCCUGCGGCAGCGCUGGAACGACCCCAGGUUGAAGCUACCGCAGGACUUCAAGUCUGAUUCUCUCACUGUUGAUCCCAAGAUGUUCAAAUGUCUCUGGAAACCCGACCUGUUCUUUGCUAACGAGAAGAGCGCCAACUUUCACGACGUCACCCAGGAGAACAUCCUGCUCUUCAUUUUCCGUAAUGGAGAUGUCCUCAUCAGCAUGAGAUUGUCCAUCACCCUUUCUUGUCCGCUGGAUCUGACGUUAUUCCCUAUGGACACACAGAGGUGUAAAAUGCAACUCGAAAGCUUUGGCUACACCACAGACGACCUGCAGUUCAUGUGGCAGACAGGAGACCCGGUGCAAAUGGACGCCAUUGCUCUGCCACAGUUUGAUAUCAGACAAGAAGAUAUUGAUUAUGGGAACUGCACCAAAUAUUAUGCAGGCACAGGGUACUACACUUGUGUAGAGGUUAUCUUCACCCUAAGGCGACAGGUUGGCUUCUACAUGAUGGGUGUUUACGCCCCAACGCUGCUCAUCGUAGUCCUCUCCUGGCUGUCCUUCUGGAUCAACCCUGAUGCAAGUGCCGCCAGGGUUCCUUUGGGCAUCCUCUCGGUGCUGUCUCUGUCCUCUGAGUGCACCUCCUUGGCUUCAGAGCUGCCCAAAGUGUCCUACGUCAAGGCCAUCGACAUCUGGCUCAUCGCUUGCCUGUUGUUCGGUUUCGCCUCGCUGGUGGAGUACGCCGUGGUUCAAGUGAUGCUCAACAGCCCGAAGCGCAUAGAGGCCGAAAAGGCCAAAAUAGCAUCCAAGGAGAAGGCUGCGGGAAAGAGCCCCGCUGCCAGGAACAACACGAUCAACGGGACCGGAGGGACGCCGCUUCAUGUCAGCACCUUGCAUGUGGCAGAGACCCGCUGCAAGAAGGUGUGCACCUCUAAAUCAGACCUGCGGACCAACGACUUCAGCAUCGUGGGCUCGCUCCCGCGGGACUUUGAGCUGUCAAACUUUGACUGCUACGGGAAGCCGAUUGAGACCGCCGCUGGUGCUGGCAAAUCCCAGUCCAAGAACAACAAGAAACCUCCUCCCCCGAAACCAGUCAUCCCGUCCGCUGCCAAAAGAAUCGACUUGUACGCCCGCGCCCUCUUCCCUUUUUCCUUCCUAUUCUUUAAUGUGAUUUACUGGUCCAUAUACUUGUGAUUAUCUUGAAAUUGUAUUAUUAAUCCUCAGCUGUACAAAAUGAUUGCUGAAAGGAAAAUAAAAUUAUUAUGUAUUAUUAUUAUUAUUAUUAUUACAUUUAUCUACAUAUAAAAAUAUCCAAAUACAAUAAUUUGUGUAUUUAAAAUGACUUAACUUUAAUCCUUAUUUACGGACAAUAGAUAUUAUAGCAUCUUGUACUGAAAUACUUUAUUUAUUGAUAAUGGUACUUGAGAGGCUAAUACAGGAUUGCAGAUGUAAUUGUUGUGAUGAAUGGUGUGUAAACAAAUCCACAAAAAAUGGUUGUGUAGCAAGUAAGCAGAAGAUGAACAGAUUUAUAAAAGAGCAUUUGUAAAUAGCUGUUUAGUUUUCGCCGCUGCCAAGUGCGAGCCUCCUGCCAAGUUUCAUAAGUCAGAGCAUUUUAUUUAAGCUUCAGUGCAAAGUGUAACAUUGUAAUUACCUUGCAUGUUAGAGAUGUGCAUGUAUAUGAAGAAAUAUGUGUGUGUGUGUAUAUAUAUAUAUAUAUAGUUGCUUAAAAGAAUAUAUAUAUAUAUAUAUAUAUAUAUAUACACAUAUAUAUAUUAUUACAUUUUAUUAUUCUUAUGAUUUGCUCUUGAAAAGAUAAGUGGAUAUGUUAAGCACCAUGUUUCUGUCCAGAUGGCCAUGUGACACUGCCACUCCUUCAACAAAUGUAAUGUUUGACCUCCCACCUCUAGUGUGUGUAAAUGGGUCGCUAGUGAGCUGUGACCAUGUGUUUGUGAAAUUUACAUGCAAAGUUUGAAAAAACAAUGAACACUCAAGUGACUUUUCACCAUUUGCUGUGAUUAAAGAUG
Scatophagus argus is the source of this 2638-nucleotide messenger RNA. RefSeq names its product glycine receptor, beta b (gene glrbb). The transcript is spliced from 11 exons. The record is from RefSeq and is a predicted model, not a curated record. Gene Ontology annotation, biological process: nervous system process; chloride transmembrane transport; regulation of membrane potential. Gene Ontology annotation, molecular function: transmembrane signaling receptor activity; extracellularly glycine-gated chloride channel activity; neurotransmitter receptor activity. NCBI's taxonomy places the organism in Eukaryota, Metazoa, Chordata, Actinopteri, Scatophagidae. Bases 111 to 1808 code for a protein of 565 amino acids. Gene Ontology annotation, cellular component: synapse; postsynaptic membrane; neuron projection.